Messenger RNA from Pogonomyrmex barbatus (red harvester ant), 1993 nucleotides. It is a transcript of the gene Not11, whose product is annotated as CCR4-NOT transcription complex subunit 11. NCBI's taxonomy places the organism in Eukaryota, Metazoa, Arthropoda, Insecta, Hymenoptera, Formicidae. Gene Ontology annotation, cellular component: CCR4-NOT complex. The record is from RefSeq and is a predicted model, not a curated record.
UGUAUAUCCAUCUUGCAUGAGAUACAAAAGUACUGAGAAGUGCAAGUAAACGAGUACACGAUAACGAGAGAGAAUAGCUGAAAAACUUCAGUCUAUAUUGUUUACAACCUACAGCUGGACCAACUGGUCCACGAUUUCUGUAGAUUGUUUCACCUGGUUUCACCAUAACUCUGAUAGAAGAGUUAACCUCAACAUCCGUCUGCAGAUUUUCUCGCCGUAAAUGUAUGUGACAUAUCUACGUGAAAGACAGUUUUGUUAAAAUAUAUGAUAAUAUGAUGAUAGAAUAAAUACAAAGGAUCUCGUCAGAGGAGGGGCGUAGAUCACAGAUAUUUAAUUCUUAAGAUAGCGAAGAUGGCACUCGCUCCAAAAGAUCUCUUAAAACUGAUGGAACUCCUCGACGAGGAGAACCUGGAAAUCAGUUUGGAAAGUCUUUGCAGUCAAUUGCAUCAGAGCUUUUCUAAAGAGGAUCGCUUCAAGGUGGGCAUGGCACUAUUGCUGCACUUGCAGCACGUCGAUCUGCUGCCCAAACAUACUCAGCGAGUCGUAGCAUUGACAUUGUUGUAUGAUCUAUACCGUGGCGAAUCAUUAGCUUCCACGCCUUUUGCCUCUGUAUUUGUACAGGUAUUGAAGCCACAGGAAGACACCAAUAACGGAAAUGCAAGACCGUCUAAUCAUACAGGUCACAUACCGUUCCUAUCUAAUUGCGAAAAGAAUUUGCUUGUCAACUUGCUGGGAUACAAUCAGAAAGAUGUUAUGAAGAAAACACCACGGCAGAUCGUGGACGAAUUCUCAUUCGCCACUGUACCAUCUAUCGACCUGACCAAUCUGCAAUUGCAGCUAGCAGAACAUCAGUCCGAACUGCCGUCGGUUAGCAGAUGCGGGAAUCCUAUAAUAUUACCCGAUAUGGAUCAUUCCAAAGUGGUGGAGCAUGACAAAACUACUGCGAGAAACGUGCUAGAAACCCUCACCACUGGCGAUCCACCUUUAUACAGGCAAAGCUACCGUCCCGAAUUUUUGAGACUCGCACCACCGAUUUAUCAUUCCAUGAAUGAAAUAGCUUGGCUCCACGUCACGGAACCGGCUCAAUUUACCAUUGAAUAUGACACCAGUAUGUGUGUAUCAAAUUGUGCUAGUGCGGAAGCACGUAAACUCAUGGGCAAAGCUUUUAAGAAUGUUCUAACACUGGCGCAACAGCAACAUCUAAUCAAUGAGCUGGACAAAGAUCCUAAGCUUGUUUAUCAUAUUGGACUCACACCUCCUAAACUACCAGAUCUGGUUGAGAAUAAUCCUCUAAUCGCUAUUGAAGUUCUACUGAAGUUGAUGCAAUCUAGCCAGAUUACAGAAUAUUUUAGCGUCUUAGUAAACAUGGAAAUGUCCCUUCACUCCAUGGAGGUUGUGAAUAGAUUAACUACCACAGUGGACUUACCUACGGAAUUUGUACAUUUAUAUAUCAGCAAUUGUAUAUCCACUUGCGAAACUAUCAAAGAUCGUUACAUGCAGAAUCGAUUGGUAAGACUUGUUUGUGUGUUUCUACAAUCCUUAAUAAGAAACAAGAUCAUAAAUGUGCAAGAAUUAUUUAUCGAGAUUCAAGCAUUUUGUGUUGAAUUCAGUCGUAUCAGGGAAGCUGCUGCAUUAUUUCGGCUUCUAAAACAACUUGAGUCUGGUGAUACUGGUGGACUUAAUGCUCCACUCACAAAAAAUAAAACAGAUAUAUGUUAAAAUAUGCUAUAUGACUUGUAGAUGUUUAAGACAUUCACAUCGAAAAAAUAUUUAUUAAUUGAAAGAUUAUCAUUGUUUAGAUAAUUAAAUUUGGUAUGAAAUGUGAUUAUUUAAGAAUACAUGUUUUAAAUAUCGUAUCCUCUGUAUUGGAAAUCAAUAUUUUGUAGGAUUAUAAAUUAAGUUUUAUUAUAAGUAGAUGAUAAUUUCGCAAAUUAAUUAUAUGUAAAAAAAAUUACUCAACAAGACACAUCAAAAAAUGUGUUUGAAGGAAAAA